Molecule: messenger RNA, 2568 nt
Organism: Parus major (Great Tit)
Lineage: Eukaryota; Metazoa; Chordata; Aves; Passeriformes; Paridae
Gene: CLCF1
Product: cardiotrophin like cytokine factor 1
Exons: 4
Coding region: 1-1467 (488 amino acids)
Source: RefSeq, a predicted model, not a curated record
AUGCCUGGCCACCACGAGACCUCCUGUGCUGGCCCCCAGAAUGGGGCUGUGGGGUGGGAUGGGGCUCUGUUCGCCACUGGACGCCGGCCCAUCAGAUACGGCAGCUCCCGCCGCGGCGUCGGGGGCCGGCUCGGCUCCGUCCGCUGCCAGCGGCUCCGGGGCCAGGGGGGUCUCCCCUUCCCGGCUGCCGCCCCCGCCACCAGGGUUUCGGGAAAGCGGCUCUGGGCGGGCUGUGGUCGCUCAGCCCUCGGCAGCGCUGCCCACAGCAUGCCCAGGGAACAGCUCACCGUCUCUGUGGCCGAAUUCGCACUUUGGCCGCUGGCCGGGAGGUCUGGCCAGCACCGCCGCCUGUGCUGCUGGGCGGGUGACAGGCCAGGGGUCCCGGGUGUCACCCCGAAGAGCACUUGCAUCCGCCACAGUGAGGCUUGCAGUUUGCAGGACACCCACGGUGGUGAGGCCGUUGUGGCUGGAGCCGGGGUGUCCCCGAGGACCGUCCUGCGUCACCGGCAGCCGGAGACGGGGAGCGGUGACGCGUGGGGGCACGGGGGGCUGCCCGCAGCAGGAGCCCCGCGGUGCCGAGCCGUGCCAGCGGCCGGUGUUUCCCGGGAGGCGCUGCCGGGAAGGCCGGCUGCGGCGAGCCAGGGGUGCCAGCUGGCCGGAGUGUCCUGGCCGCGGGCCGUGACCUUUGCACGGCCUCCGGGGCCGCUCUCCCGGGCCGCCCUGACGGAUACUCUGAAGGCUCAGCGUCAAACACAUGGAGAUGGAGUGUCCUUGUCACCCGCCCUGAGGUGCUGUGUGUCCCCCACAGGUGACUCUUGGGGGAUCUUCACCUUCCUGUGCGCCGCGCUUUGCAACCUGCCGGCGCUGCCGGCGCUGAACUGCUCCGAGGAGCUGGGCGCCGGCCAGUCCAUCCAGCAGACCUACGACCUGACCCGCUACCUGGAGCACCAGCUCCGCACCCUCGCCGGCACCUACCUGAACUACCUGGGCCCCCCCUUCAAUGAGCCCGACUUCAACCCCCCACGGCUGGCACGGGCUGAGCGGGUGCCCAGUGCCACGGUGGACCUGGACCUGUGGCGGGGCCUGACGGACAACGCCCGCUUGGCCGCCAACUACCGGGCCUACAGCCGCCUGCUCUGCUACCUGCGCGUGCUGGACGGGCAGGUGGGCACGGCCGAGCUGCGCCACCGCCUCGCCCACUUCUGUGCCAGUCUCCAGGGCCUGGUGCUGAGCAUCGGCGGCGUCAUGUCCUCACUGGGGUACCCGCUGCCUGCUGGCCCCGCUGGGCCCCCUGCGCCCCCGGGCACGCCUGCAGCCCCCAAUGACUUCCUGAAGAAGAUGGAUGAUUUCUGGCUGCUGAAGGAGCUGCAGACCUGGCUCUGGCGCUCAGCCAAGGACUUCAACCGCCUCAAGAAGAAGGUGCCGCCCGCCGUGGUCACUCUGCGGCUGGAAGCGAGGGGGUUCUGAGCACCUGCUGGGCUCCUGAGUCCACGACGCCGCCACGGCCAUGCAGGUCCCCUCUUCCACCACCAGUGUGCCUUGAGAAAUGGGGCUCCUGACCUCCAAACCACCCCACAACCUCAUCAUCACCUGGCAGUGCCUUGAAAGAUGGGGCUCCUGACGUCAAGCGUCACCACAGCCACCUUGCAGCUCCUCCAUCAUCAUCAUACUGUGCCUUAAGGGACAGGGCUCCUGACCCCAAGUGCCACCACAGUCACCCCAUGUCCCCUGGCACCACCAGUGCUCUUCAAGAAAUAGGGCUCCUAACUCCCAGGUGCCACCACAGCCACCUCACAAUCCCACGUUCAUCACCGUGCCUUAAGUGAGGGGCUCCUGACCCCAAGUGCCACCCACCGCAGCCACCUCACAUCCCCUCUGUCACCACACUCUGCUGUAAGGAAUGUGUCUCCUGACCCCAAGUGCCACCAAAGCCACUCCAUGUCUCCUCUUCGCCACCAGCGUCCUUUCAAAACUGUGCCUCCUGACCCCAGAGUGCUGCCAAAGUCACCCCACAUCCUCAUCAUCACCCGGCUGUGCUUUAAGAGGUGGAGUUCCCUACCCCGAAAUGCCACCAGUCAGCCCACCGGCCCUCUGUCACUAUGUUGUGUCUUAAGGGACAGGUGUCCUGACUCCCAAGUGCCCUCCCAUGGUGUCCCCAACCCCCAGGGUGCCUGUCCCCAUCCCUAAAAUCUUCAGUGGGUGCAAACCCUGCCCAUCCCAAAAAGGACCAAGGCCCUCUGAGCAUAGGAAUAAACCCCGCCCCAGCCAGCAGCAAGCCCCGCCCUGGAGCAAUAGGCUCCACCCCAAUGGCAAUAACCCCCGCCCACUCGCUGUGUAGCAAGCCCCGCCUCCUCCCUGCAACAGUCCCACCCCCUUUGCCCAAGCCCCGCCUCCCCAUGGCUGCCCAUCUAUGCAGCGGUGGGGCAAGGCCAUGGGGCGAGGCUGGGGCGUGGCCGCUGUCCCGGUGCGUCUAUGAGUGUUUAUUUAUUGGAGAUGUUUGUUUAUUUAUUGGGUUAUUUAUUGCAGAAGAUCUAUUCUUGUAUGAACGAAUAAAAGCCUUUCUCCAGC